AUGAUAGUGGGUAAUAAAUUUUGGGACGAAGAAAAAGAUGCACCAAUAUUGAAACGAAAUGCAAAUUAUAUUAAUCGAGAGAACUGUGAAUAUAUAUGUAAGCGUGCAGAACAUUUUUAUGAUAUAAUGUUAAGUUAUAUAAAAGAAGAUAUAAAUGUCGAAAUAAAAGAAGAUUGUAAUGAUAAAGAGAUAUUAAGAAUAAUAAAAUUAGAUGCUGAAAGAACAUUUAAUAAAGAAGAAAAUCGAAAAUUAUUAAUACAAGUGUUACAAUCAAUAUAUCCAAUAACAAAUGAUUAUCAUCAAGGUAUAUCAUUUAUAUCAUCUUUUUUAUUACUUUUUUUGGAACCUAAAGAUGUAGUAAAAAUAAUAACAGGUUUACAUAAAUAUUAUUUACCAGGUUAUUUUAAAGCUAUGCCAAAAGCAUAUGUAAGAGAUUCUCGAGUGUUUUUAAGUAUUUUAAAUAUUUUUCAUCCCAAAUUAUAUGAACAUAUAAAAAAUUUGAUAACACCUGAAGCAUUUGUUUCCAAAUGGUUUAUAGGAUUAAAUGUGCAUGUGUUAACAUUUGAAUCUCUUAUGUUAUUUUUUGAAAACUUAUUAAAAGAAGGAGAAAUAUUUUUAUUCAAAUAUAGUAUUGCUUUAUGUAAAACAUUAGAAAAAGAAAUAAUUAAUACAAGUGAUGUUUCAAAAUUAUUAGCAUUAUUAAGAUUAGAUCAAAAGCUUUUCCCAAAUGAUUACAAAGUAUCAGAAGGUCAAAAAAUUGGAGAAUUUUUUUUGAAUAUCAUACAUACUGCAAAGACAAUAGAUUUAUCAAAUAUUAAUUUACAUAAAUUAAGAGACGAAGCGUAUGAACAAAUGAGAUUAGAAGAGGAAAGAAGAAAACAAAUUGAAAUGGAAAGACUCUUAACAGAUGAUGAAAUUAUAUUUUCUGAUGAAGAGGAUUUUACUCAAGCAGAAGAUGAACCAGAAAGUGAAACAGCAGGAGUAGACGAUGAAAAUGAGGGAGAAAUAAAAUAUACAGAAGAUGAAAAUGAAAAAAAAAAUGACAAAAAUGAAAUGGUUGUGGAAACAAAAAAUGUUCAAGAUUUGAAGGAUGGAAAAGAUAUUGAUAUGAAAUAUUCAAAGAAUGAGGACCUUAAAAAUAAUGAUAAUAUAGGAAAGGUAGAUAAUAAGGAGGCUAAAAAUAUUCAUGAAAAAAAUCAAAAGUGUUCACAAGACAAUAUAAAUAAGGUAGAAGUGAAAGUUGAAGUUAAUGAAAAAAGAGAAAUGGAAGAAUAUUAA
Messenger RNA from Plasmodium adleri (nom. inval.), 1278 nucleotides. Its product is annotated as GTPase-activating protein, putative. The coding region runs from base 1 to 1278 and encodes 425 amino acids. The transcript has a single exon. The record is from RefSeq and is a predicted model, not a curated record. Lineage: Eukaryota; Apicomplexa; Aconoidasida; Haemosporida; Plasmodiidae.